This is a messenger RNA of Vitrella brassicaformis, 1313 nucleotides long. Lineage: Eukaryota; Vitrellaceae. The record is from the annotation of a GenBank genome assembly.
CCACACACGCGUUAUGCACAUCAAUCAAUCGACAGUCUGGUCCAUGCGCAACCAACACCCCACAGCAUGUAAGGUUCUGUCUGUCUGUCUGUCAUCCGUCGCAGCAUGCAUGGCCCCGCAGCCACUCAGCGAUGUCUGUAGCAUCGGCACACAGAUGGAGAGGCGCCUGAACACGCAAACAAAGUGGUUAACAAGUCGAAAAUAGCUGGCUCGUGCCAAUCGAUGCACCUCUUGUGUUCUCACCCACCGUGGUCACGGGGUGCGUCAGCUCGAGUGUGUGUGCGUGCAGCAUUAGCCGUGGCGCCCGAUCAGCCGCCUCGCGUGGCGCAUAGAAGUCGUCACCGAGUAUGGGAUGGCCAAUCGCACUCAGGUGGACACGCAGCUGGUGCGAACGACCUGUCAUCGAUCCAUCGAUCCAUUCGAUCAUCCAUCACAUACGCACACACACAGGAAGCCAAAAGGUGUGUGUGCGUGUGUGUGCGUCCCCCUUGCCUGCCUGUGAUGGGUGUGAGCUCGAGCAGCGACGCGUUGAUGUCAGGGAAGAUCCUCAGCACCCUCCACAGAGUGAUCGACCUCUUGCUCUUGGCAGUUUUGACCCCUGCUGGUGCCGAUGUGUCCGCACGAUUAUCAUCAUCAGAUGGUAGACGCCAAUCGACUCGAGAGGUCGGGGGAUUGGCGUAGUCUUUGACCAGCGGGAGCCUGAUCUCGCCUUCGCAACAGUGCGUCAAUCCAUCCACCACCGCAGCAUAGCGCUUCCGCACCUGAAUGAGAGGAGAGAGAGAGAUGAGCGGGCAGCAGGCAGGCAGGGCCCUGGUCUUAUCGCACCUUUUUCUUUCGGAACUGCUCGUAGAUGUCCCUCUGGGCCUCAUCCGUCUUGGCGAAGAGCAUGACGCCAGAUGUCAUCUGAUCAAGGCGGUGGCAGAUCAGCCUGAUCCAUCCAUCCAUCCAACAUACAGACGAAUCAAUCAACGAAGCAGACCAGCCUUUGUUUGUAUCGCCCCUACUUACUUGUCCACUCUAUCGGCCUUCACGUGCCUGCUGACUCGCGUCGCAACCGAGUCUUUGAUGACCCUGCCAGGCACAGACAAGAGGCCGCUGGGCUUGUUGACCGCAAUGACGGCAUUGUCUUCAUGGAGGAUGCUGAGAUCUACACUGUUGGGCAUCCCUUCGUGCUCUGAAGGCAGCAGACGCCGCCGCUUUGAGGGAAGUGGACGGCGGGUCGACUCCAUUCUCAGAUGAUAAAGGAAAGCGGUGUGCACGACGGUUCCUGCGCACGAUAGAAGAAGCGGAAUCAAUGGAAGCAUCUGUCGGAG